AAAAAUAUAUUGAUAAAAUGAUAUAAAUAUUAGUUAUGAGACAAUUGAUAAAAUUAAACCUAAUCUUUGGAACGCACUUUGGAAAAAGUUGAAAGCUUUGUUUCACUAUUUUAAGAUUUUACAUAAUUCCAAUUGUUUUCUAUGUAGACUAGGAAUUUUGAGUAACUAUGUACAUAUUUUAUUUAUAAAUAUAAUGGAUGAAAAAAGCAAACAAAAUCUGGGAUACUCAACUAAAUCGGCUCUUAUAAAAUUACGCGAUGACAUUCGAACCGUUAUCGAAGAACAUAAACAGAAAAAUCGCAUGGGAUUUGGAAUUGUGCGAAACAUUAUAUCAUUUUCAUCUGAAAAAAUUUUGUUAUCAGGAAUCGCAUAUACUGUCACAAUAAUUAAUAUAAUUUGCCUAAUAUUGACAUAUCUAUUUGGUGAAACGUUAUUGGCCCAAGGGUACUUGUUAUGGGAAGCAUUAUUUUUAUUUAUUUUACUUGCUAUUAAUUUCUUAAUAGCUUUUAAUGAAGAAUACAUAUACAACAACGAAAUACCUCAUCGAGUUAAGAAAGUAUUAGAAACUCUUGAUGAAACAAUUGAAAAGUGCCUAUGGAGGGAAAAUCAUUACCCACACUUAUGUGCUCCAUUUUCUCCGUGUGUAAUACUACAGUGGACUUAUAGAGAUGGUGUUAUUGUAAAUCUACCCUGGGCUCUACUGGUGGAAGGUGAUGUAGUUGUUCUCAGACCAGGACAGGAAGCUCCAGGGCACUGCAGAGGCCUAGAACCUGAUGAUCCAGAACUUUUUUUUGGACAAAUUUUUUUAUCAGGAUCACAGGCAAAAGAUCAUUUCAGUAUGCCUCGAGUGCGUGCGCCACAUCUCAAUAAAGCAUACAAGAUGUGUGAAACACCCUUUUUGAAAAAUCUGAAAUUGGCCUUGGAACAAGCCUCCACUAGGCCGGUAACCGUUUUUGAAAAACAGAGGUAUUUGUGCACAGUAAAAAUAUUAGAAGGCAUAGUAUUACCACUCGUAAUAUUGUUAAUGGUGGUGACUAGUUUGAUACGCUACUUAUACCACUUGCCGGGAGUGACGCACUGGACUGAAGUGUACUUUCUGCAGAUAAUUGCCGCUUCACUGCCAUUAUUACAAAUUGUUUUCCCAAUUGCUUGGGUCACACUCAACUGUUAUGGAUUGGCUAGAUUUAAACUAUUAUCAGAGAUAGGACAGAAGUAUACUCGUCCAAAAUCCUGCUCUAUAUCAGAAGAUGCCAGUGAUCCGUUAAUAAAAGCACUCAGUGAGUCUAAUCUCAAACCGCAGGCAUUGAGAACUUUAGGAAAGACUUUCUGGAACAUUCUUAUUGGAAGAGAAGAUAUGGUUACUAGAACUGCCAAUAUUGUUCAUGUUUUGGGUUCAUUAUCGGCUCUGUGUUGUGUGGAUAAGAAAGGUAUUCUUUCAUGGCCUAAUCCAACAGCAGAAAAAGUAUUUUUCCUAAGGAAUUCGAGUCCCUUGUCUCACAACUCGAGUAAGACGAGCCUCAACGGGUCCAUGGGGCACCAAAGCCAGACGAAUUUAGACCAAGAUGGUGAUAUUAAACAGAACCCUGAACCAUCCACAAUUGUCGAAGUGCUGGACCUGACGCACGACCAGAACGCGCCGUUCCGCGUGGAGUUCGACGAGCAGCGCUGGCGCACUCACCUGGCGCGCCUCAAGCCGCUGGGCCUGGCCGCGCUGCUCAACACGUGCGCGCGCGCGCCGCGACACACCUACGCGCACUUCUGCGCGCACCUCACCUGCGAGGCGCACCACAGUGAGGACCUAGUCCCCGUGACAAACAGACGCUGUCUGUGCGAGUUAGCCAAGCAGAUCGGUUUUACGGACGCGGUCGCCGAGUCUUAUAACGUACAGGAAUGCUUAGCUGUUUUUCGACACCUUCAAGCAGAUACAAUUCGGCGAGAGACACGGUUCGUUCGGUCGCUACACCUGAGUACGCGUGUGAAGGUUCCUCUGCCGCAUAUGUUGGCCGUCAUCGUGAAGGAUCAAUCAAACCAACUACAGAUGCUCACACAAGGAACUGCUGACAUAAUCCUGGACUCGUGCGUCGACUACUGGAACGGCCGCGACCUGACACCGAUCUCGCCGUCCGACCGCAAGAAGAUCAUCGACUUCUACCAACGGAACUCGCUAACGGCGUACUGCACGGCCUUCGCGUACAAGCCGCUGACGCGCGGCGUGGCGGGCGCGCUGGCGCAGCAGUACCUGGAGCUGCCGGCCGACAGCCGCGCGCUGUACGCGCACGCGGCGCAGCGCGCGCACGCGGCGCACUGGGCCGACGCCGCCGCGCUGCACUUCCACUCCACCGAUUCGUUGCUAUUUAACGAAGUCACGGACGAUGACGUCAACGACGCCGACGGAUAUUUCGACAUGCAAUGUAAUCAGGUGUUUAUAGGUAUGGUGACGAUGCAGUACCAGGCUCAGAGCGACAUGGUGGAGCUCAUCGAGCGGCUGGAGCGCGCCUGCAUCCGCUUCGUGCACUUCAGCAAGGAGAACGAGCUGCGGUCGCGCGUCUUCAGCGAGAAGAUGGGCCUCGAGUCAGGCUGGAACUGUCACAUAUCGCUCAUGAGCGAUCACCACCACAGUGUUGUCGACAGCAAGCCGGUUUCGCCGCUGUCAUCUCAGACUCUGCGAGGCCGCCAUAACACCGCCUCGCAACUUACUAGGCCCGAUACGGGCGACGCCUUUACUUUUAGCGGCACCAUAUCAUCGUCCAAGGCGCUAUCGAUGUCUGCCCCGGGAGCGAUUAACGUUGAGCACAAUACUGUUAAGUUCGAUAACGAGGUCAAGAAAACGAGGCAUUCGAUCACCGCACACAGCGGACUCAAGCAGUUGCAGCGCGACAGUAUAACGACGAGUCAAGCUUCGACAGACUCGCUACUAGACGGAGCGGCCCCGGAACCCGGGGAAUCCCCGCCUGACGCAUGCCGCUCGCUAUCCUGCCUCACGGACUCCACCGAUCACUCCGCGCCGCUUAACUUCGACAUGAGUAACCGGGCAAAACUGCCGCGAGGUAUUGAAAACAUUCGGCCUCAUAUAGAGCAAGUGGACAACGUACCCCUACUGGUGUCGCUAUUCACAGACUGCACAGCUAAUUCCGUUCAGCGAAUGAUUCAAAUUAUGCAGGAUUACGGCGAGGUGGUGUGCGUAAUGGGGUCGACAGCUAACUGCCAAAAUAUGGAGAUUUUUAUGCAAGCUGAUGCGAGCAUUGCAGUCGAGCCGUUAUAUCCGGUUUUAUGUCAAAAGAUGCCGCCAUAUCAAGUGCCGCGAGAUUGCAUUGGGCCGAUUGAUUUGGCGAGGUCAUUGAACUCUGUACCAUGCUCCCUAUCGUUGAAAAACAAAUGGCAAAGUCAGCCGUGCACCAACUACUGCAACACCCAGAUGUCUCGCGACGCGGACGUAUCGCUGUUCGCACUCAUCACAAUGUCGCGACACUUCACCAUGUGUCUUUGGAACAGCACGCAGUUCUGGAUCUGCAGCUCAUGCUUCCUAUCGUUGUUACAGCUGAGCUCGGUGAUGGUGUUCGGCGCGGGCGCGCUGAGCGCGGGCGGCGCGGCGGGCUGCGCGCUGGCGGGCGCGCUGCUGGCGGCCGCGCUCAGCUUCGCGCCGCCGCGCGCCGCGCUCGUGCUGCGCGCCGCCACGCGCCCCGCGCUCGCCUUCAACGCGCGGAUGGCGCUGUUCGUUUUCUGGUGUUACGCGUGCAAGUUUUUACCAUCAGCUAUUUCUAUCCUAGUAUUAUAUGGAUUUACAUUACGAAGCUUCUGCGAGCAGAUAGCAUCUUUUACGAAUGCCACCUCCUGUUGGCUAAUAUAUCCUGUCAAUAUCGGGAACUACUCGAGCAGCCAAGACUUGUCGUUAAAGAGCUGGCACGGGUGGGGUGAUGAUUUCUACGACGGGUUUUAUUUAGCGCAGCACAUAACAUUGGCGUUGAUAACUUUGCAUUUAAUUGUGAUAUCAUUGUCUUUUAUACAACGACAUUCUUCCAUCUGGCAGGGAAGAUUCUGGACAAAUAGGGUGUGGUGUGUGACUGUAGUAUUUUUAAUACUAGUCCAAAGCAUGUUCAGCGCCACCAUGCUGAGCGGCUCGUACGGCGCGUGCGCGGCGUGGGCGGCGUGCGCGCUGCGGUUCGGCGUGCGCGCGCCGCUGCUCGCCGCCUACGCCGCGUCGCUGCUGCUCGUGUUCGCGCUCAACGAGCUCAUCAAGUGGCAGGAGCUCAAAGUUGACGCGCGAAAUCAAAGACGGGCUCGGUUAGACUUUGGAACCAAGUUGGGGAUGAACUCGCCGUUUUAGUCAUCAUCUUAUCUAGUCAAUUACAGUGUUGUAAAUUUAAUUAUAACGAUGCCAAUGGUUGAAGUUUAGUUUUAAGAGAAAUGUUGUACUUUUUAUGUACCUACCCACUAUUUUGUACUUAAUUUAUUCAAUGUAUCUGUUACAGACAUUCAAUUUUUUAAUAAAUGGUAUUCUCAUAAA
This is a messenger RNA of Vanessa tameamea, 4504 nucleotides long. RefSeq names its product transmembrane protein 94. Gene Ontology annotation, molecular function: nucleotide binding. The record is from RefSeq and is a predicted model, not a curated record. Lineage: Eukaryota; Metazoa; Arthropoda; Insecta; Lepidoptera; Nymphalidae. The transcript has 28 exons. The coding region runs from base 194 to 4324 and encodes 1376 amino acids.